ACUUGGAAAGCGCUCCGCGGGAUUCUCGGUAGCGGCUGUCGAUGCGCUUUCGUUCAAACGAACACAAAAAUUCCUGGGCUCCGGUGGUGGUGGGGAAGUAAAGUAGAAAUUGUAAGUUGAGUUAUAAUAAUGAUAGCAUUUAUGAUUAUUAUGGAACGAUAAACACGCUUCGCAAGCGCUUCUUCACGAGCCACGCGCGCUUUAUAAAGCGAGUCCCUGCUGUUCGGGUGAGUCGUAACAACAGCCUUGUCCAAGCGAUUCAAUUGGAGCGGAUGCGUUGCGCAGCGUCACCGGGGGAGACAAAGGCGGUCGGGCGUGGUGCUGGACCACCCCCAAACCCUCCUCGUGCGCCGUGCCGGCCUUCCUAGCGUUGACAGCAGCAUGGCCGUCCGCACGGGUGGGCCUCUCCCGGCGGGCCCCAUGGAGGCCACGGCCCCCGAGGCGUGCGAGCUGCUGUCACGCCGACUGCGCAUCGCCGAGGAGGAGACCGAGGCCCUGGUCCGUGACCUCGAUGCGCUGGGCCUGGGGCGGCACCCGAAGGGACACACCGAUGGCUCGACGGCCGACAGCAUCGCACAACCGUCGCCGCCGACGCCGCUGCCUCCCUUGCGCGUGUCGCGAGCGCUCGCGCCGGGCGCGUCGGACAUGCUGUGGCGUAGCUACGAGGCGCUGGUGCAGCGCGUGUGCCGCGCCGAGAGCGCCCUGCACACGCUGAGGCUGACCGCGCUGCGCCUGCAGGCCGAGAGGGAGCUGGCGCCGCCGGACGCGGACGACGAGGCGUCAUCGCUGCGCGAGGAGGUGUCGGGCCUACAGCAUGAGGUGGCGCGUCUCAGCCAUCGGCUGGCCGAGGCCGUGCACCAGCUGGAGGCGUCCGCGGAUGAGAAGGCCCGACUAUCCGCCGCCCUCGAGGUCGCCAUGGCCACCAAGAGUGACGUCGCGAUCGCCGCCGAGGAGAUGAGACACAAGACGACCCGCAUGAACAAUCGCGUGAACGAGCUGCGCGCGGAGCUGUCGCGCGAGGCGAGCCUGAGAGCGACGCUCGAGGAGUCCCACGUCGCGCUGCUGGAUCGCGUGCGCGACGCCGAGCGCAUCGUCGAGGCCGAGAGGUCGGAGGUUGCUCGGCUGCAGGGCCAGUGCUCGUGCGUACGCCAGGAGGGCCUGGCGGCGGCCGAGCGCUCGCGACGAGACAGGGAGAGGGCGAGCGAGCUGGAGGGGAGGGCCGCAGACCUCCACGGGUGCGCAGGUCGGUCCCUCGAAUCGUCUCCGCGAUUCCGUCGCCGGGCUUUGCUUCUCGGCAUUGUUUCCUCCCAGUGUUUCGUCCCGCGUUCAGAUUCCUCAGGAAAUAUGGAGAUUCCCUUCGUUGUUCCGUUCGUUGGUUGGUUCGCUUCUUCAUUUCUCGCAGAGGCAAGGGAGUCGAUCAUCACUCGGAUGACGGAGGAGGGGAAGAGGCUGCAGUCGGAGCUGCACGAGGAGAAGAGGGAACGCGGGAAGCUGCAAGCAGAGAAUUCCUCCGUCGUGGCCUCUCUGAAGAAGAUGCAGGCCGAGAAGCAGGAGCUGCAGAGGCAGAACGCGGCGCUCGCGACGGCCGCCCGGGCCGCGGAGGUCGCAGCCGAAGAGGCGCGCGCCGCUCACCAGAAGGACCUCCAGGCGGAGAGGGCAGUUCUGACCGAGCGGAUCCGGGAACAGGACGGCGUGCUGGAGGCCGCGCGGGCGAGCGUGAAGGAGCCGCUCGCCUCCGCGCGCCGGAAGAUCGCGCGACUCGACGCUCGGCUCACAAGCCUGCAGCACGAACGAGUGGAGCUGGUGCGAGAGCGAGACCUCGCUAUCGAGGGCGCCACGUCCCAGAAGGCCGGGCUGGAGGAGGCGGCCGUCCGGCUGCAUCGCGAGCUCGACUCGGCCAAUCAGGAGCUGCAGCAGGCGCGGCGCGAGAAGGGGGGCAUGCUGCGAGAGAUGGAAACAAUGAAGAAGCAGCAUUCGGAAGAGAGAGACAAACUUGAAGCAGAGAACGCAAAGAACAAGCUGGAGGCCCAGUCCCUGGGCGGCGUCCUCCGCGCCGUCGAGGAGGAGGCCGGGCGGCUCGCGGGGAAGCUCGCCGCCUCCGAGCAGCGGCAGAGUGGCGAGCGGCAGGUGGAACAGCUGCUCGGCGAGAUGACCGAGAGCAAGAACCGGCUGGCGUACGAGAAAGGCCAGCUGCAGACGCGCGUGGAGCAGCUGGAGGCGGAGUUGCGCCGUCUGUCGGCCGAGCGGGCGGAUAGCGGCCGCUUGUCGCGGCUCAACACAGCUCUGCAGGCCAGGCACGCCGAGGCGACCUCCGAGUUGAGCUCCUGCAAGGUGACCGUUUCGCGGCUGGAAGCGAAGCUCGCCCAGCUCGAGUCGUCGCUGGAGACCAAGGAGGAGGAGUUUGCCCUGGCGGUCCGUUCCCGUGACGACGCCCUGCAGGAGAAGCUGAGGACCAUGGGCCUCUACGAGGGGACGCAGGAGCGGGAGAGGCAGAAGGUGACCCAGCUGUCGCGGCAGCUGGAGGAGUCGCGGGCGGAGCGCGAGCGGCUGGCGACGGCGCUCCAGGGCGUGACGGCCGCUCACGGCGAGCUGCAGGCCGCGCUGCAGGAGGCGCAGACGCAGCUGGGGCGGCGUGACGGCCACGUCGCCGGCCUCCUGCAGCAGAGGACGCAAUCCCAGCAUGCUUUGCAGCAGCUGACGACGGAAUUGGAGACACUGCAGUCCAAGCUGGCCACCGUGGAGACUCAGAACGUCAGCCAGAUGGAUCCGGCGAGGAAGGCGCUGGAGUCGUCGCACGCCGACAACACGAGGCUGGCGCGAGCGCUGGAGCGGGCGUUGGCGGAGGAGGCGGAGUUGCGCGAGCGCCUGGCGCGCGCCGCCGCCGCCGCCGACGCCGCCAACGGCCGGGCUGAGCAGCUCGCGGCAACGAGGGAGCGGGAGGCGGAGGAGGCGCGCGCGGAGGCCGAGGUGCAGGCGGGGCGGCUGACGGCGCUGAGGGCUCAGUUCCAGAGCGAGAGGGACGCGGCGAAGGUCGCGGAGCACAGGGAGAUGAGCCAGCUGCGGCGAGCGCGCGACUCUGCCGCUGCGCGCUGCUCGGAGCUGUCGCGAGCGAACCGGGAGCUGCGCGAGCGCGCGGCGGCACUGGAGGAGUCGCUGGCGACGCAGGCCGCCGCGCUCAAGAAGCUGCGCGCCGAAGGGCGCAGGCAACGUGACGUCGCCAGGUCGAACGGCGCCAGCCUCAAGGAAGCGGAGGGCGAGCUUGCCGCCAUGCAGCGGCUUCGCGACGAGUACCUGAAGAAGAGUGAGGAGCAAGCCGGCUGCCUGUCGCGGUUUGCCGACGAGGUGAAGGCGCUGCAGGAGGAGCAGCGGGCGCUGGCGCUGGCGCAGGCGGCCUCCGAGCAGCUGUGCCGCAGACAGGAGGGAGAGCUCGCUCGCCAGAAGCAGCGGGCGCAGGAGCUGGAGGCAGAGUUGGCGCACCUGCGGGCGUGCAAGGAGGAGAUGGAGCGCCGACUGCAGGAGGCAAGCGACGAGUCGCAGCAGAUCUCUUCCAACCUGGAGGAGGCCCACCGCUGGUUUCGUGAUAAAUUCGACUCCCUGCAAACAGAGCUGCACGUCGCCAAGCGCCGAAACGGUCCCGCACGCUCCACCACGAAUUUGGCGCCCAACGCGGGGGCAGAUCCUGCGAGAUUGUGCGUGCAGGGGUCUACGAGGGGACCCCGGGACGGACGAGGAGGCGAGGACGCCAGGCUGCAGCCGCUGGUCGGCCGCUGCCGGUCAAAGCAGGAGCUGCGUCUGAUGGCGCGCAACCGAGAGGAGCCCUCCACCACCGUAACCAUUCCCCAACCACCCGCCGGUGGGCAGGAAUGAGAGACGUACAUUAUGCUAUGGCCAGUCCCAAUCCACCUCGAUAUAUGCAGUAAAAAUCAUUUUAUCCGUGGCAAUGCUUUAAUGGUGCUGCUCGGAAGGAUCCUGUUGGCCGUGUUUAUCGGUUUUCCUGCACGGUUUUGCCGACCUAACCCUGACAGGAAGCCUACAACACGUACUCUAUGCACGAUGAUCACCCAUCCCAACAUUAGCCAGGCUCCAGCCUGCUUAGCUUUUGGGAUCUGCCAAGGAUAAGCCAUUUGUGGUAGGUUUCGUAAGCCAAUAGUCUACCUGUAUAUGAUGAAUUUGCCACCACUUCUGGGCAAAUUAUCAAUCGAGAUGCUGGUCAAAGGAUGGCUUCCAAGACACUGGUGGCACAAAAUGGGAUGGAGAUUACCAACGCUUGCGGGAGAAUAACACGGAAAUAGGAGUAACUCAGUGUCAGAUAGGGCCUGGUAUGAGUUUCCAGUCUUCCAUGGCCUUUGCAAAGCCGUGAGAGUUGAACUGCACAUGUUGUUGCUUUCAAUUAUAUUGGUUUGUGAAGAGCAAUGUCGGUUGAGCUGACAGGGUGGACCAUGAACCAGAUUUAUUUAUUCACUCGAGGCCACAUUUAACUCAAAAAGGCAUUAAUAUUUACUCGCAAUACAAUAACAGUUGGUUGAGAUUGUAUUAAACUAUUGCCUAGGCAGGAAGGAGAUCCUACAAACAAAAUAUUGUACUUUUCUAAAUGUCAGUUACUGUAUUUUGCACUCUGGAAAGUGUAAUGCUAAUGUACACAUGUACAUUAAAAUUCCAAGUUUUU
Molecule: messenger RNA, 4666 nt
Organism: Petromyzon marinus (sea lamprey)
Lineage: Eukaryota; Metazoa; Chordata; Hyperoartia; Petromyzontiformes; Petromyzontidae
Source: RefSeq, a predicted model, not a curated record